UCCUCGCCGGGAUUGACUGAAGCGUUCGAGAGCAGGGGGCGGGGUUAGCAUGGAGGUAGCCGAGGUGCCGGACUCCGCGGGCGGAGGUGCGGGUUGACGAAGCGCGGCCGUGGCGGCAGGAGCAGCAACAGCAGUGGCAGCCGUGGCCGGGGCGCCUCGGGCAGGCGGGCCCCAAUGGAGCUGGAGAACAUCGUGGCCAACACGGUGCUGCUCAAGGCGCGCGAGGGUGGAGGUGGAAACCGAAAGGGAAAGAGUAAAAAAUGGCGCCAAAUGCUCCAGUUCCCACACAUCAGCCAGUGUGAAGAUCUUCGGCAUACAUUGGAACGGGACUACCACAGCUUGUGUGAAAAACAGCCCAUUGGCCGCUGCCUCUUCCGGCAGUUCUGUGAAACCCGACUUGAGCUUAUGCACUGUGUUAAGUUUCUGGAUGCUGUGGCAGAAUAUGAAGUCACCCCUGAUGAGAAACGGAAAGAGUGCGGGCAGCGCCUGAUCGAAACAUACUUGACUCCCACGAGUGCGGACCACGUGCCUGAAGUGCCUGUGGAACUAGUAAAUCUAUGCUCUGAGCGACUGGAGCAGGAACCUGGUAAAGAGCUCUUUAAGGAAUCUACCAAGCUCAUCCAUGACUACCUUAGCAUGGCACCUUUUGCUGAUUACCUUGACAGCAUUUACUUCAACCGUUUCCUGCAGUGGAAAUACCUAGAAAGGCAGCAUGUGAGCAAGAACACUUUCCGCCAGUAUCGUGUGCUAGGAAAGGGAGGCUUUGGAGAGGUGUGUGCUUGCCAGGUGCGGGCCACUGGGAAGAUGUAUGCCUGCAAGAAGCUUGAGAAGAAGAGGAUAAAAAAACGAAAGGGAGAAGCCAUGGCUUUGAAUGAGAAGCAGAUCCUGGAGAAAGUGAACAGUAGGUUUGUAGUGAGCUUGGCUUAUGCGUAUGAAACUAAAGAUGCCCUCUGCUUGGUCUUGACUCUCAUGAAUGGCGGGGACCUGAAGUUCCAUAUCUAUCACAUGGGAGAAGCAGGUUUUGAAGAGCCACGAGCUGUUUUCUAUGCUGCUGAGAUAUGCUGUGGUUUGGAAGAUCUCCACCAUGAAAGGAUAGUGUACAGGGACCUGAAGCCCGAGAAUAUCUUGCUAGAUGACCAUGGUCACAUCCGCAUUUCUGACCUGGGUCUCGCUGUUUAUGUUCCGGAGGGACAGACGAUAAAAGGUCGGGUGGGAACAGUUGGCUACAUGGCUCCUGAAGUGGUGAAGAAUGAGCGGUACACAUUUAGUCCUGAUUGGUGGGCCUUAGGAUGUCUGCUCUAUGAGAUGAUUGAGGGCCAGUCGCCCUUCCAGCAGCGCAGGAAGAAGAUCAAGCGUGAAGAAGUGGAACGGCUGGUGAAAGAAGUGCAGGAGGAAUACUCAGAGAAAUUUUCGCCUGCUUCACGCUCUCUCUGUUCCAUGCUCCUGUGCAAAGAUCCACUAGAACGCCUGGGAUGUCGAGGUGCUGGUGCCCAGGAAGUGAAAGAGCAUCCUCUCUUUAAAUACUUGAAUUUCAAGCGUUUGGAAGCUGGGAUGUUAGACCCUCCAUUCAAACCUGAUCCCCAAGCUAUUUAUUGCAAGGAUGUCUUGGACAUUGAGCAGUUCUCCACAGUCAAGGGGGUUGAGCUGGAGCCUAUAGACCACGACUUCUACCAUAAAUUUGCCACAGGAAGUGUCCCUAUUCCUUGGCAAAAUGAGAUGAUAGAAACAGAGUGUUUCAAGGAGCUGAAUGUCUUUGGUCCAGAUGGAACCACACCUCCUGAUCUGGACUGGAAGGGGCAGCAGCCUCCCUUGCCCAAAAAGGGUCUACUCCAACGUCUCUUCAGCCGACAGGACUGUUGUGGAAACUGCAGUGAAAGCGAAGAGGAACCCACGCGCCUAUAGGUCCGGCCAAGCCGUCUUUCCAUAAGCCUGGCCGAGCCACCAGCUGACACGAGGAAAGAGGUGGUCCAGACCUCACGGUGGCUUGUCUUCAGGGUAGCACGUGCUAGCUCUACCCGUAGGGGCUCAUCGUUACAGGGUGACAGAAGACACUUGCCCUAUGGAGGAGAUACUCCCAGGCUGGGGGAAACGGGCAUCUCGGGCAAGAUCUUCAGAGGACAGGGAAGGGGUCGUCCAACCACACUUCCUCUGAAGCAGAGAAACGAGAGCAGGAACUAGUGAAACCUUCCAGGGCGGGCCCUGGCCCCGGCCUCUGGCCUCCCCUCUGCUCACCUCCUGGAGUUGGUUUUAUAUAUUUAUAUUGAUAUAUCUAUGAAUGUAUGUAUAUAACAUAUGGUAAAUUUUUAAUUGUUGGGAGGGGAGUGGGGGCCCUUCUGCCUCUCUCUCUCUCUCUCCCCCCUCCUCUCUUUUUCUCUCCUGCCCCUCCCGUCCUUGCCUCAUCCUUGUGAACACUGUGCAUCAAGAACUGCUAGGAACCAAGUAAGCAAAACUGAUCCCUGGCCCUUUUUCAUGAUUCUCAAAUACUUCCUCUGAGGACUACCCGUUCUGGUUGUGGUGACCAGGGAUGGGGAAGCUGCGGUAUGGCAGCUGAAAUACAAGAGCAGCCGCCACUGGCAUUCCCUAGUUCUCCCUCUCCUGUUUCCUUCACUCCAGCGGACUCACUGUGUGAUGCCAUGGUGCACUGCAAGCAUGGUGGCAGCAUUUUAAAGACUCCCUGCAGGGUGGUCAACACGUCUAGGCAGCAGCUGCAGCUAUGUUCUUUACUGGCUUAAUGUGGGAGUAAAGAAGUCCUAGAAUUGUUAGAUUGGCAUAUACGUUUCCAGCAUGGCUGAUUGUAGCAUACUGGUUUCUGGCUUUAAUUUAUCUGUCGAACUCCAAUAAGGUCUGGUAUGAAUUGGCAAGAAUGGGAGUUGGAGAAUGUUUGUCUUCUGUUGGGAGCUGCUGUAGGACACGAGUCCAUUUUCUUGGACCUCCUUCCCCCCCUUCUGUACCACUAUGCCCCCUUUUCCCCCCUUCAAGAAGUGAAGUGAUGCUAUUGUUUGUCUGUCCUAAUGAUGUAUUCCAAAGGAUGACUCGAAAGGGAUCGCUUGCCAGUGGUGCAGAUGCCUGCACAUAUUCAAGUCUGGAAAAUUGAGCUCUCUCUCUUAUGUCCAAAGGGACAGACUACAUGAGGAGGCCAGGGAGCAAAUCAUACUUAUUGCAAAACAGGUGCUAGGGCUCUCAGUUUGGUGGAGCAGCACUGAAAGCAUGAGGUCAAGCUUGUUUAUAUAUCCCUUGUGCAAUUUUCCCAAUAUACAUUGCACUCUGGAGGCACAAAAAAAUACAAGCACUUUUAUUUUUAUGCAGUGGGAUAAAGCAUCAGCUUUGGGGCCCAAUUAAUUUGCUCCUUUUGGCUCAGUACAAAUAAAACGACCUGUGCCUCAUGUAACUUGGUCCAAAGAUCUGGCUCUUUUCCUCAUAGGAAUCUCUGCUAUGGUCUUCCACAGCUGGGAACCCAAGUCCUCGGGGGGGGGGGGCUGCACUUGCAAGCUCUGUAGCAGAGCAAACCUGCUCCGGUUCUCCUUUCCAGCUGGACUAGUGGUUUCCAGACCUGUCCUUUCCUUGGUUCCAUGUCUUGUGUGCAUGUUGUCAGUUUCCCAGCAGUUCUCUCCAAACUCGUAUGGAGUGGAUUGGGGGGGGUGGGGGGCCUUGUCGCAGGGCAAUUGGCCUCCUUUUCCAGUUUAUCUGUGGUACCUCAUGCUCGUAUUGCACUGUUGUUUGUAUUACUGAAACUGUUUGGAUUCAUUUGUUCAGUGUAAGUGCUGGCUAGCCUUGCUGUGGUAGAGAAGUAGACUAAAUCACCAGGUGCUGAGUCGUCCCAUGGUGGUGCUCCAUCAGACGCAUCAACCAGGCUGCUCCUGAAUCAGAGCAGCUCUAAUUCAUUGCUUUCUGUGUGCCUGAAAGAGCCUUGAUUACUGCCUUCCACCUGUGACUUCUCUCUGCACCUCCUUAUGCCUUUGACAGCCUGUCAUUCAACUUGUAGAUGACACAUCACUGUUACCUUUCUUACACCUUCCCUUGAAAAUUCUAGUUAAACAUGUUAUGCUUUUUUCCAGACAGCUUUAAUGUGUGUGUGUCUUCUUCUUUGAGCUUUUUCAUUUGUAUUUGCUCUCACUCGGCUUCUCCCUUGAAGACCUCUUUUAUUUCUGGCCAUCUGAGGCGGAAUAUUUGACUGGAAGAUCAUGUAUGAAUUAAAGUCAUCUGGGCCAAAACAGUCUCUUAAAGCUGAUUCACAUUUACUUGUAGAUUAGACUUGAAAAGUAGUGGUUAAAAAUGGAGCACACACUGCAACUGAUUCUGAUGUGGUUGGGAGGUCCAGCUCUUAUGUUGUAUUUCAGGGAGUGCCACAUGUGUGCCAUUAUCAGUUGACAUUAGACAUAAUUUUUGUCAAUUAAAAUUAAAUCCUUUUUGUACUGCUUUUAAA
This is a messenger RNA of Pogona vitticeps (central bearded dragon), 4423 nucleotides long. It is a transcript of the gene GRK6, whose product is annotated as G protein-coupled receptor kinase 6. Lineage: Eukaryota; Metazoa; Chordata; Lepidosauria; Squamata; Agamidae. Gene Ontology annotation, molecular function: ATP binding; G protein-coupled receptor kinase activity. Gene Ontology annotation, biological process: signal transduction; protein phosphorylation; regulation of signal transduction. The record is from RefSeq and is a predicted model, not a curated record. Gene Ontology annotation, cellular component: cytoplasm.